AGCAACAAAGAUACGAAUUUGAACGUGUGGACGAAUAUAUUCAGCUUUCAAGGCCUAGUGUGUUAAUUCGCUUCGGUUGAGAACUUGGAUUUCCUACUCUUGUUGUUUACUAAAGGCAGCAUUACGUUAGCAUCGUAGCUAACUAAAAUGCUAACAAUAUCGUUAGCUUCAGAUGCGUGUUUAAGUGGAACAAUGGUCAAAACUCACAGCACCAUAUCAGCGACACUCAUUUUUUUGUUUUUARCUGAAUGGCUGACACAUAUUACGUUAAGUUAAGUCACAUUACUUCUGGUUUUGUUUGCACACUUUAGCCGGUACGUCACAUAAGGACGGUGGUAUUUUUCUGUACCGGUUAUUUACCGCUACGUUUUUCUUCACACGCAAACGAAGAUAUAGAAUAAACCUGGGAGCUGCUGCUGCUGCUAAACAGUAAUCCUUCCCAAAGCAUCCAGCUCCAACCCCCCAGUCAACAGAGGAGAUAAAAUGCACUGAUGGCUCCCAAAUAAGCUGACAAGUUGAAGCAUUAAUGAAGAUGGAGAAAGUUCUACAAAAUGUCGUCGCCUUGGUGAAGGAGAACCAAAAUGGUAUACCUGUGAAGAAACUGGGUCUGUAUUACAACAAGAAAUACCGCAGCAGCCUGUCUCCACGGGCCUUAAAGUUUAACUCCAUGCUCAGUAUGGUUUCUUCUCUGGAGGACCUGGUUGUGAAGAACAAUUUGGUUCUUCACAAGGACCAUUGUCCUCAAAGUCAGGCCGAGGAUGGGGUUGAAUUUGGAGCUGCGUCUCACAGUGGAGCCUCAGCAGCCUCUCAAGAAGACAUUAAAAUUUUAGGUACCCUGAAAAAAGUUGCUUCCUUAAUGAUGGAGCAUCCAGAGGGCAUUCUCCUGAAGGAUGUGGCAAUCUACUACAGCCAGAAGUACCACAAGAAUCUGUCCUUAGCCUCUUUGGGUUUUAAAACUAUUGCCUGCCUGGUCGAAUCUUCGAAAACAGAACUGGUUGUGAAGGGGGGAAAAGUGUUCCAUAAAAUAUACCUUCCUGAAAGUCAGCCCGGAACCUCGUCCAGCCUUGUCGGGAACAGUGCCGCUGCAGCUUGUGUUCCUGUGCCUCAGCCGGAUGCCAGYCCUCACAGUGUGCUGCUCACUCAGCCAGAUCUGAAACACGGCACCCCUCUGGUUGCUUUUUCUUCUGCGUCUUCUACCCAAUGUGCUCCUGCUAGCCUGGUCGUUCCUGCAUCCACACCAGGUCAACAGCUGACCCAAGACCAACUGUACCAACGGGUUUUACAGGUGUUAAAGACGUUCAAGAUUACUUUUCCAACGAUGGAUCAGCUCCAAACCUGCUAUUCUCAAUUAUUUGGUGAACCAUUUCCUCUCAGGCAGUACAUGUCUCUAUAUGACAGCUUGGAAGCUAAGAGUCAACCUGCCAAAUCUGAACCAACACCAAAUGCAAAGACUGAUCCAUGGCAGACAACUGAAGCAGCGCAAAAUCCAACAAAAAGUUCUGAAAAAGAAAAACAACCAGACAAUGGUCCGAACCUACUUUCUGAAUCUGACUUGCUGGUGCUGGGUGCAACCACGAGCUUGACCAAAGAGAAGAAGAAGAAGAGCAAAGUACCAGAUGCUGCACAGAAAAAAACGAAUGUCCAUGUUUUUAAAGACGCUUAUCAUGCUCAGCUGAGGGAGGUUCAUGGAGAAAACAUGCGAGCAGUGGAGGCCAUAGAGGAGGACAAUGAGCUGACAUCGAAGAGGAGGAACUGGAGCAUGGAUCCAGAUUAUGUCAACAGUGUGGUGAAAAAUGCAAUAGGAGAAAUCGCUGCUGAGGGAGAGCUGGUCACCGAUAAAAAGGUGAUCUCCCGGGUGUGCGAGAUGAUUCCUUCUUUGGACCCAAGAACUCUAAAAGCUCGGAAUGUUCCAGCAUUAAAAGAUCUCGAGUACCUCAUGAGACAGAUCAACAUGUUCAUAGAGGCUACUGAGGCAGUAACAUCCAUCUGUACCCUUCAUGAGCUGGGCCAGUCGUUGGCUGGCCUGAAGGACAAGAAGCGCUAUGAAGAACUAAACCUUGGGCCCUUGUGCAAACUCCCCCUCAUUCAUCGCAUGUUUAAGAUUGAUAGCAACACCAAGGAUGAUGAAAUCCACGAGAUCCAGACUGUAGACAUCUUAAAGCAAAUUCGCAUUUUUCGUCGGAGGAGUACARCGCCCAAACUAGACUUGGCUGAGUUUUUGAAGUAUUUGUCAGAUCACUACAACUGUGAUUCUCCUUACGAGUUGGGCAUCAGGAUACACAGCUUUGGCCUGCCCAUAGCGAGUCUGACAAAGGUGGGCCGUUUUGAGAACACAAUGCUGGAGCAAGCCAAAGAGAUCAUCCAGAAAGAGCUGGAGGAAGAAGCCUUUGAGCGUCUUAGAAAAAUCAAGAAGAAUGUUUUAGAGUCGGUGCAAGGUGCAGGUCCCUUCUCCUCCUCCUCCUCAGGAAGCUUGGAUCUCAGGAAGAAGUACGCCUCUAUGCCUGCAGGAGAUGUAGUGCUGGAGGUCCUGUCCAAUGCAGUGGGAGUGUUCAGCUCCAGGAUGGUUAAGCACAUCGAACAGUUCCUAAUGCAGGUGUCUCAUGACCGUCUGGCCAGAGCUCUGUUUCAGCUGGCUGUAUGUGGAGGCUCUUUGGCUGUUCCACCGGACCUGGUGCCCAAAGAAAAGACCCCUAAAACUACAGAACAAGCUAAAACAGUGAACAAAGCUGCAGCAUCCCUCCCCAGUGAAGCCAAAGUGAAGCAGUUUCUGAAAGACAGCCUGGCUGCGCAGAACUCCACCAUCACUCUAGCCAACAUUGCUGCUCUGGAGAGGAAGCUGACCAAACAGUUUCUUCUCAAAGACUUCCUCUCUUUAGAGCAAGGCACCUUUCUUGAAUUCUUGGUGAAACACAUUCAGCUGCUGCAAGACACCCUGGGGUCUGCUCUGUUUCUGGGGAGCAACAUGGAGCUCACCGGCAGCAGUUUCCGACCCACCAGACAAGACGUGUUUGAAUUCAUCAAACAGUGUGGCGACGUCUCCUCCACUGAGCCAGACAACCUCUUUCACAUUGAAUCAGCACUGAGGUCCCACUACAGGGUCCGGGACAGUCGGGACUUGGGUUACGGCACCCUACACAUGCUGGCUGGCCUGGUCAAACGACAAAGAGAGCUUGCUGGAGGAGGGCUGAGCCCAGUCUACUACGAGUCAGCUUUGUUGGCCAAACACAAUAAAUCAAGCGCUGAGAGUGGACAUGAGUCAGUGGGGCGUUUAGGCGAGACAUCUAAGGCUCAGGCCCUCGCCAGCUUGCUCUCCUGCCCUCUGCUGGAGGAUUUAAGCCAGUGGAGCCAAUGGGAGCUGAUCUUCAAACCAGCUUAUGGCUCCCUCAAAGAUUUCAUUGACAGAAACGCUGCAAAUACAGGCCUGGUAGCRUUAGAGGAAACACCUGGCGUGCUGCUUCGGAUCACAACAGACACGGGAGACAAACACUUCAGCCGAGCGGCGGCUGCCCUCGAGCCCAUUGGCACAGCCGGCCACCUCGUGUCCAUGGUGGUAGCAGAUGGGAUCGACAACACCCCCACAGCCCUCCUGGCCAAUCACAUGGAGAACUCUCUGGCGACAGCUGUUGCUAAAGAGGAUCUGACCCAGGCUGAAGAGGACGUGAUGUGUUACAGCCGCGUGGCCAAGUUCCUGCUCAACUCUUUGAUACGAAUUCCCAUAAGAACCUGCCAGGCUCUCCUGCAGCAGGUGUUCCUGGAGCCCUUCUCUCGUGUCCUGGGCCAGGCCAAGUCCAAACAGGUCCUGAUCACUGUGGCCCAGUCCAACCCGAAACACCUGAACCACCUGCACCAGCUGGGCAUCCUGCUGGGCGUUACAGACUGGGUGAAAGAUUAUCAGAAAAAGCUGAUCCUGAAUCAGAGUCAAAACCAAAACACUUGUUCUGCACGUGUGGGUCAGGCUCAGCCUUGCUUUGAUUCUGAAAGCAGCAGUCCGUUUGCUGACAACUUGAGUGAAGAUGACUACCUUGAUGAUGACGUUGUGGACAGAAGCUCUGUGUCCUCUCAGCUUGACCAGAGCCUUGAGCAAGUCAACAGCGACCAAGUCGUGAAGUUUGAUGAGGAAGAGGAUGAAGAGGAGCUGUAUGAGCUGGCUUCAGUUGCUAACGGAGAGCCCUCAGACGUCAGUAGUGACGCUGAGGGAGGUCAGGGUGAGGAACAACUUCAGACGUCUGAAUCGAAUGAAAAGGACGCUUCCAGCUGCCAGUCUGAGACCCUGUUUCAUAAUCAAAGAGAAAUCAUUGAGGACAUCAGAAAAAGUGAGUUUGGCAUUGGGGUGGAACUGAACGCAGAGGGUCAGAAGUUGAUGCAGGUCCACCAGGAGCGACUGGGCCGCAGCUUAGACCGCCUCUCCACUGAGCUCUACAGCAAAGACACACACUUUGUCCUGGAACUCAUACAGAACGCUGACGAUAACAGCUAUCCCUCAGASAACGGUGUGGUUCCAGCGCUGGCAUUUGUAAUGGAGAAAGACUGCAUCACCGUCCUCAACAAUGAGACGGGCUUCCAGGAGAAGAACAUCAAGGCCAUCUGUGAUGUGGGUCGCAGCACGAAGGGCAAACACAAAUAUGGAUACAUUGGGCAAAAAGGUAUUGGCUUCAAGUCUGUGUUUAAGGUCACAGACUGUCCUGAGAUCCACUCCAAUGGAUUCCACUUGUGCUUCGACAAGACGUGUGGCCCCAUGGGGUACAUUCUUCCCCACUGGACUGAAGACAGGAGGCCCCUGGAUGCACAACCAAAGGAGAUAAAUCAAACCAGCUGGACCACCAAAAUCUGCCUUCCUCUGCGCUCUGAAAGCCAUCAGACUAGAAACCUUUUCCAUGACGUGCACCCCUCCCUGCUGCUCUUUCUGCACCGCCUUCGCUCCGUCACCAUCUACAAUCAGAUCAGAGAAGAUGUCGAGUCAACAGAACUUGCUCUGGCCUUCCAGCUGGGCAGCAACAUUGCAGAGGAUGAAAUCAUUUGCCAGCCUCAGAAGCAGCCGGUGUUUGCCUAUCUGCCRCUUCGCAGUUUUGGUUUCCGCUUCAUCAUCCAAGCUGACUUCGACAUCCCUUCCUCUCGGGAAGACGUGGACAGGGACAGCUCGUGGAACCAGUGGCUUCGAUCAGAAAUACCACAGCUCUUCCUCCAGGCCAUGGAUGUGUUCACUGCUCAUCCAGAGUUUCGGGGUCUGAAGGGUCUCUGUCAGUUCCUGCAGUUCAUUCCCCUCCCCGACGAAGUGUUGGACUUUUUCAAACCCGUUGCUGGGCAGAUUCUACAGCUGCUUAAAGGCAAGGCCUUCCUGCCGACACUCAGCUCAGAAGGUAAGGUUGUAUACAAGCUGCCGUCUCAGGUGGCCGUCUGUCAGGACGCUGUGAUCCGUGAAGUGAUUGGCGGUGACGAGCUGGAGAGGCAUCUGUCUCUGUCUUAUCUCCAUCCGAGUCUAAGCCCCCAGCCUCCCACCUCCCUGCUCACUCAGCUGGGAGUUCGACACAUUCGAGGAUCAGACAUUACCACGGUAACCACAACUAUGGCAAAGGAUUUGGUGAGCGCGAAGGAAAUCCACUCAGAGGGGGGCCUUCGGCAGCUGGCCAGGCUGCUGGUUUGUAACUUUCGAGCUAUAGAGCAUGGCUACGGAGAUGGGGAUUCCCUUCUGCAAAACCUCAGAGAUCUACCCAUAAUCCCUCUGGCUGACAGGCGUGUGGUGGCACUAAGUGGGGAGGGUGUGUUCUUUCCCAUUGAAGAAACCAAGACUAAGAAGAAGAAGAAAGCUCAAGCUCAGACAGAGCCACUGUCUGCAUUAUACAAGGACGUAAGCGUGAUACAUCCCUCCCUGCUGAACUGUUUGGAACCCCUGGAGAACCAACAGGUUCGAGAGCUGCUCAAAAGACUCGGAGUUCAUGAACUGGAGCCCCAAGAGCUGCUGGAGCAGCACAUCUAUCCUGCAAUAAAGAGUAACAAAUGGAAGUCGAAGCCUGAGUCUGUGGUUGUGAGUUACCUGGUUUUCAUCAAGCAACACUCCUCGUCUGGCCUUGAGUUUUCAGACAUCCAUGUACCCGUCCUCACCUCCAUGGGUCUGCUUUGCCCGGCCACAGAAAGGGUGCAUUUUUCUGAGGAGUACGGCAACAUCAACCUGCCAAAGAAACUUCCUGGCUGUGAUUGGAUCUUGCUGAGUCCCUGUUAUGUGCAGACAGACGGCGAUGUGGCAGGAUGGAAAGAGCUGUUAAGCAGACUGGGAGUCAGGGAUGGUCUCGUCGUUCGCAAAGAAAAACGAACGCUCACUUCUGAAGAACUGGCCUCCAGUCCCUGGUCAGCUGAAAGUGCAGCGUGGCACCGACAUCCCGGGGGGGACUAUGUUCUGAACGACUACCCCUGCGAGGAGUUUCACAGCCUGGCCACAGCUCAGCUGCCAGGCUCACUCCUCCUGCAGCAAAGGCUGGCUUUGCURGAGCUGCUGGAGACAAACUGGGACUCUGGACAUUGCUACUCUCAGUACCUCACAGCCCAGGUGCUUGACAAUGAUGAGCUGCCGGUAAAAAACACCAAGUCCUCCUUCUACCACUUCCUGUGCCAUCUUGAAUGGGUGCCAGCUUACCGACCUACAGAGGGAGAAYGGCAAGAGCGAAAAUUCCUUUGUCCAAGUUCAGCCUAUCUGGCAUCACCCGAAGUCACCAGCGUACUCGGGUCUCAUGUCUUUUACGUAGACCUGAACUCCAGCACGUUCAGCAGAAAGCUAGAGAUGAGAGAAACUAUCUCAGUAGAGGUUCUGAUUCAGUACCUGAAGAAAUGGUGUGUCAAACCAGAGGAGGAUGACCAGGAGAGACCACCUGCAGACCAAACCGUGGGAGCCAAUUUCACCUCAACUGUUCAGCACAUCCACAAUGUCUACAACUAUCUGCAGGCCAACUGUUCCCAGAGCAGCUUGAAAGAGCUGUUCCAGCACACCCCUGCUGUCUUCGUGGAGAGUAACAGGCUAAAUGAUAAGUGGUGUUCGGGACACUUCUACCAUCUGAAGGAAGUGUGCUGGAGUGACAACACGGCCAUGUUUCAGCGUUACAGACAGCUGACUCACAGAGCUGACAGACCAAUUCAAGAUCCCAGAGUCCUGGCUCCUUUCUACAGCCAGCURGAUGGCAUGAGAGAUUUCUUCACUAGACUGCUGAAUGUGGAUCAGAGCCCCACAAUGAACCAGUACGUCAUUCUGUUGGAGCUGAUCUGUUCUUCAGCACCCGUGCCAACUGCUGAAGUGCUACAGGAUGUGUCCGUACUCUAUGCCAAACUCGCUCAAAAGUGUAAACCCCUUAUGCCUGGAGACCUGGAUGGUGCUCCUCAGUACAAACUGAAUCCCAGCUACUGCUCCAGUUUGAAAGGGAUGGUGUUUGACAAGAAGGUCUUCCCAACCAAAGAUAACAGCUGGGUAAGCCUGGCACGUAAGCCCAUGAUCAGUGAUGAUAAAGAGCUGGAGAAGGUUUUCAAAGCCUACAAGAACGUCUGUCUGCUCAACCUGCCACCACCAGAGAAGAAGGCCAUCCCCAAGAGCAGGACUGGUCACGCAGUGGUAGGAGAGCAAGAUACAAUGCCUUCCUUCAAUGAGAGGGACAGACUUGUGUUUUUGAGGAAGAUCUGUGGUGUACAAGAGCUUUCUCAMUGUGUGAAAUCUGAGCCGCAGACUGAAAGCCUGAGGCCCUGUCCGUCCAUGCAGACCAUAGUGCGCUCAGUCAUCCCCUACAUCCAGAGGUUCCUCAGAAACCACGACGAGCUGAAUGAAGUCUACUCAGAGCUGGUUUACAACAAUAUAGCAGAGAAAAUUAAGCACCUUAAAUUUGGACAGGUGGGGAAGCUUUACAUUCGCUACCAGCUGGWUGUGGCCGACAGUGAGGACACAGUGAUAGAGCUGAAAGAUGUCAUCUGUCUGCUGAAGGAUGAGAAGGAGCUCUACAUCCAGAAAGACCACCUCACCGACACAAUGGAAAUCUGCAGUGAGCUGGUGAAGUUGUUCUGCACCGACAGCAGGCACAGAAAAGAGCUGAGGCAUUUCCUGAGCGGCCUGAUAGCCUCGCUCAGCGAUGCAAAAUCUCUGAAGAGAUUCUUGACCAAAGAGGACAUCGGAGAGCUGCCCAAUAAUGAGGAGCAGUGGGAGGUCCCAGAACCCAUCAUACCAGCUAUCAGCCUGGACAGAG
Austrofundulus limnaeus is the source of this 8213-nucleotide messenger RNA. RefSeq lists its product as uncharacterized. NCBI's taxonomy places the organism in Eukaryota, Metazoa, Chordata, Actinopteri, Cyprinodontiformes, Rivulidae. The record is from RefSeq and is a predicted model, not a curated record.